AGUCGACACUGCCACCCUCUGUGUGCCACGGAGGGAAGUUCACUGUCAAAAGUACACAGACAUCUACUCCGGGGCAGCAGCUAAAGUCCAAUGUGCAACACUGCCUGCUUGCCUUUUCAUGUUUUCCGCCGCCGCUGCCACUGCACUCAACACCCAGACUGCACAAGGACUCACAGCUGGCUGGGGUUUGCGGCGAUAGAGUAGGUCGGUAUUGACUUUAAUAAGAAAGUUAGGUCGGUAGCACAGUCAUGUCUCGACAAAACAGAUUUGUCAGCCCGUUUCACAGACCCCAGUGUCUGGCUGCUGCAGCUCCGGCGGGGAAAGCCAAACUCACGCACCCUGGCAAGGCCAUUCUGGCAGGUGGGAUUGCAGGAGGCAUAGAGAUCUGCAUCACCUUCCCAACAGAAUACGUUAAAACGCAACUGCAACUAGAUGAGAAGGCCAAUCCUCCCAAAUAUAAAGGCAUUGUCGACUGUGUGAAGCAGACAGUGAACAGUCACGGGGUGAGGGGUCUUUACAGAGGACUAAGCUCGCUGCUCUAUGGCUCCAUCCCUAAAGCAGCUGUCAGAUUUGGGGUGUUUGAGUUCCUCAGUAAUAAGAUGCGUGAUGAGAGCGGUAAACUAGACAGCAAGCGUGGAUUCUUCUGUGGCCUUGGAGCUGGAGUGGCAGAGGCUGUGUUUGUAGUCUGUCCUAUGGAAACAGUUAAGGUCAAAUUCAUCCAUGAUCAGACAUCAGCAAAUCCAAAGUACAGGGGAUUUUUCCAUGGGGUGAGGGAGAUUAUUAGAUCCCAAGGACUGAAGGGGACUUAUCAAGGGUUAACAGCCACUGUCCUAAAACAAGGCUCAAACCAGGCCAUCCGCUUCUACGUCAUGACUUCACUGAGGAACUGGUACAAAGGUGACGACCCCAAUAAAGCUAUUAACCCUGUGAUAACUGGACUGUUUGGAGCUGUUGCUGGGGCUGCCAGCGUGUUCGGAAACACUCCCCUGGAUGUCAUUAAGACCAGAAUGCAGGGUCUUGAAGCACACAAGUACAAAAGCACAAUAGACUGUGCGGUCAAGAUCAUGAAGCAUGAGGGACCAAUGGCGUUCUACAAAGGUACUGUGCCUCGGCUGGGUCGGGUGUGUAUGGACGUUGCAAUAGUCUUCAUUAUUUAUGAGGAAGUUGUUAAGAUCCUGAACUUGGUUUGGAAGACGGACUGAAACGGAGUGGUGCUAAACGAGCGGGAGGGUUACGACCAGCCAAUCUCCUUAAAUCCUGCUUCUAGGUUAAAAUAUCUACCUCCAAGUGAUUUCUCAGAAAGAAGGAAAGAAAGAAAGAAAGGGAUUGGUAUGUUCUUGGUUGUACUUAAUGAAUCAAAGACAAACUAAUUGCUUGGAAACAGUUCAGAUCUAUCAGAUCAAGCAUUUUAAAGCCUUUUUAUAUGAAAGUAUUUGGAGAGAUUAAGAGUGAUAGAAACCGUUACGAGGAUGCGAAAUGCUGCAGAAGCUGCAGGUACAUUAAAAACUACAUGCCUUAAAUCAAAAUUGUGAAAGUAGUCAGUUGUAGAAACCGUGAAGAUGCAGCAUUUCAUAAUGUAUAUGUGAACAAGUUUAUUUUAGAAAUGCACAUUUCCAUAAAGAAGGUGUUUGGGUGUAAAGAGGGUUCACUUUGAAGUUGCAGAGAUGUUAUAAAUCAAUUAAUUUACUGAACUAAUGUCACUGAAAGUGCCUAUGUGUUGUAUAAUUCAUUUUGAGGGUAAGAUUGAUGACUGAAUGUUGUCACUACAGAUUAGAAUAAUGGGCACAGUCGCACUCUGUUUAAUCCUGGGCGGUAUUUGAAAUGUUCAUGUCUCCUGAUGUUGUUUUGUUAGUAUUUUUUUUUGCAUCACCAUACCAUACAUUGAGAAAUCCCACUAUUAGUGCCUUCCGUCUCAUUCCAUGGAUGAUAAGUGGUAACAUUUAUUGCAGUUUUUCCAUAUUGUUUUUUUUUUUUAAUUCUUAACUGUGAUAUUAAUUGCUUUUACUUAUUUCAUCAUCUGAUGACCCAAUGUGCCACCUGCUGGUUGUGAAUAUAAUGCCAUGCUGUCGACUGGACUUGGAGUCUGGUGUGUUUACAUGCAUUGCUUUUAAAGUGCGCAUCUUAUCUCUCUGCGGAGGACACACAACGUUUACCGCAUGUUGCCUUUUUCAGCCUCCUGUUUAACCAGACCCUGCAGACAUGGGGAACUUUGUCACAGCUGUUUAAAUAUCUGGAGUUUUCAUGUUAACAGGUGAAUAAUCACCCUUUAGUAUUGUGCCUUCAGUCUACUUAAUUCUAAUAUGAACACUCAGAAAUAAACAUGGAUCAGACUGU
This is a messenger RNA of Archocentrus centrarchus (flier cichlid), 2334 nucleotides long. It is a transcript of the gene slc25a1b, whose product is annotated as slc25a1 solute carrier family 25 member 1b. The record is from RefSeq and is a predicted model, not a curated record. Gene Ontology annotation, molecular function: citrate secondary active transmembrane transporter activity. Gene Ontology annotation, cellular component: mitochondrion. The transcript has 9 exons. Gene Ontology annotation, biological process: mitochondrial citrate transmembrane transport. NCBI's taxonomy places the organism in Eukaryota, Metazoa, Chordata, Actinopteri, Cichliformes, Cichlidae. The coding region runs from base 249 to 1202 and encodes 317 amino acids.